This is a messenger RNA of Cladocopium goreaui, 1887 nucleotides long. The record is from the annotation of a GenBank genome assembly. Lineage: Eukaryota; Dinophyceae; Suessiales; Symbiodiniaceae.
AUGGAUAUGCUGGUACAAGGCCCGUUGUCAACUGCUCAUGUUUGCGAGGUCACAGUUGGCACCACAUCCUUUGACGAUUUGGUGAAGGAAGUGGAUUCCCCCUCUUUCCAGGAGCAGGCCACUGGCCGCGCCCACCUAAGGGCCGAGACGGGCCACAACCGGGUCACUGGGGAGCUGCUGCCAGACCAGCUGCUAGGCGAAAGCGCUGGGCUACAACCGCCUGGUGGUGCAGCGUGGUCGUGGUACCUACAGGCUCAAGCAGCUCCAGUGCAACACGAAAAUGGCUAUGUUGAGCCAGCGAGAUCCUGCGAUUCUGGAAGUGGAGCAGGGUCCUCGGAGUGCUUCCAGAUGUCCAGUGCAUCCUUGGUGAUUUCCCACGCGGGUGCCGGCUCCAUCAUCGAAGCCUUGCGACAGAAGAGGCGACUUCUGGUCGUAGUAAACCCAGUUCUGAUGGACAACCACCAGUUGGAGGUGGCUGAGGCGAUGCAUCAAAGAGGCCAUUGUGCCAUGGCUGCAGAGCCAAAGCAGCUGCAAUCAGCACUGGCUGAGGCCGCCAAGAUGGAGAUGCAGCCCUAUCCUGCUGCGGACCUUCGUCCCUGGCAUCAGCUCUUGGAGGAACUUCUUGCUGGGUGGAGAUUGGGAGACCACAGGUGUUUCGCCAACGGGGUGACAGGGAAAAAGGAACGCUGGUUGAAAGCUGGAAUUCUCGGCGCCAGCCGCCUGGCCCAAACACGGGCCUUCUCGCUGUUGGAGCAGCUGCCCGACUAUGCAGCAGGGUCAAAAGCUCUUGCAGAAAAGCGGUUCUCAGAAGCUCUCCCCAUUUUGAAGCGAGCCGUUGAGGUGGCAGAUGCUUACUUCCCAGCCGACGCAGGUGCAGAGCUGGAUGAGUGCCACGCCUCAUUGGGCUCCUGCUUGUGGUACAUAGGCCAAUACGAAGAAGCUACGCGCGUGAUGUCCAAGAGUUCUUCUGACCACUUGAUUCUUGGGGCUGCUCUGAUACUUUUUGAGCUCGGACGAUUUGAGGAGGCCACGAAACUGACCUCCAGCUUGGCAGACGUCAAGGUCCCCGCAGCGUUGCUGCAAAGUGCCGUGCGCGUCGUUGCUGGUGACCAGGACAUUUCUGCAGAUGGAUUGUCUGGUGAAUCUGCCGCCAUGAUGAAGCUGAAUCGGCUGAUAAGUUUCGCCCAAAGUUCUGCCCAAAGUUCUGCAGCAGAACCGGGUCCGGACGGUUAUGCCACACCCUUUCAUUACAUGGCUCACAUCAGUUGGCUCGAAAAGGCCUUGAAAGACAUUCUUCGCGAGCUGGAUGAAUUGGAUGCCUUGAAGCCCGAUUCAGAGCUCAUGUUGCGCUGUACUGUUGGGGAGCUGGCGGUGAUGGCAGGUCUGAAGGACAAGUGGGUGCGCGAGAGUUUGGUAAAGACGCUGAAGGACUUUGACCGGCUGCAGCCCAAAGAUCCAUCGGGUCAAGCCGUUGUCUUCCGGGCUUUGACCGCGCUGGCGACGCUUACAAAUGCAGCGGGUGAUGCAAUUACUGCUGAAGGAUUGUUUCAUUCAGCUCAAGACCAUGUGGCGCGACAUUCUGCCCCGGGCCGAGCAGCACUUUGGCGCCGUGGGGUUGCUAACGCCUUCGCCGCCAUGUUGGAAACAGGCCGCCAUGCUGAGAAGCGGGCGCCAGAGAUCAAACGCUUGCGCGAAGCCGCUGGUGCACCCGCCGGCGCUUCCGAAAAGCGUUGGGCCUUGCUGGUGCUGCCACAGCCUUUGGCAUCCAAGGACUGCACUCGCUGUAUCACGAAAUCGAGCUUUGCUCCAGGACAGAUGUGGCUGAUGCUUGUUGCAGUUUUGUUUUGGGCACAAUAUGGCCAGGCUGUGAUCACAGUCAGCUCAUGA